Bolinopsis microptera is the source of this 930-nucleotide messenger RNA. RefSeq lists its product as uncharacterized. The transcript is spliced from 3 exons. The coding region runs from base 146 to 754 and encodes 202 amino acids. The record is from RefSeq and is a predicted model, not a curated record. Lineage: Eukaryota; Metazoa; Ctenophora; Tentaculata; Lobata; Bolinopsidae.
AUUAGCUGGUUUUGUAUACCACACCAAACCACCAAGCUUUCGAUCAUCUCCUUUUUUUGCAAAUACCAGUUUAUUAUGACAGAUGUUAUUUGUUGUUGCAAAUACCAGUUUAUUAUGACAGAUACGUCUACCCAAGGGAUGACAAAUGAGAUUAAAAGAAGAAGAGCUACUAGACCUACAUGAUGAUCAUCUUAAGGAGCGACCUAGUCUGACAACACCCUGGUUACCUCGUACUAACUUCGUGUCUCCCACAACUAACACCCCCUGGUUCCCUGACUAUUACCAUGAGGAAGAAGAAACGCCGGACAAGUUUGCUCAGAUAUCAACUAUGAUUAUUUUCGUUGUGGGCAUGAUCGUCCUGGGAAUUGUUGUGUAUCAGUUUGUCUUGAAGAAGUGUAAAGACGACGAUAUGCCCCCUCAAAGAGCAGGCGCCCCACCCGCCCUCCAGUCGCUGAUAACUGCAGCUACCCGCACCAUCUCCAUUACUCACUACGAAGAGUGUAACGGUGACGAGGACACACCUCUGGGUAUCAGUACAGACAACAAAUUGUUAAGAGGAACCCUCUCUGAAGAUGAGGACGGGGUACCAGAUCCUCCAACUUACCAGGAAGUCAGUUACAAUAAGGACAGAUAUCAUGGACAACCUCAGAGCAAUGGACAACCUCAGUGUGAAGGUAUCCGGAGUUAUCCGGAUCAUAGGAGUAUUCUGGAUUCUCGUCCGUUGUUUAUUGAUGUUGAACCAGCAACACCAUGACGCCUUGAAGAGUUAAGGCAACUGUGAAGUCCUCGUGUUUAACCUUACGAUGAAGGCAAAGCUAAAGGAUUAGGUUUGGGUGCUGCAGAAAUCACCAUUUAAUUUUAUGAAUCAUGGUUCAGAGAUAUGGGUCAAAACUUAAAGGAAAUCAGAAUAUGACUUGAAGCAAAGUUUUG